AUGAGUGUACGAUCAAUAUUAAAUACUUUUAACCAGUUAUUUUUGAUCUGCGGUUUAGGUUGUAUCAAAUACAAUCAAAGCAAUCUAAAUACGACAAUGAUGUUUUAUAUCUGGCGAUGUACAAUAAUUUGUUGUGGAUUCAAAACAUUUUAUGACGCAAACUGCUAUUGGGCCACACGAUUUGAUAACGACAUAUUCGACAUUACUUCGUUUGUAAUGAUUUGUUUUUAUGAGACGAUAUACAUUGGGCGAAUCUUAUCCAAUGUGUGGCGGCUAUUUUUAGAUAAUAAACUAUCUGUGGUAUUGAUUAGACUUGAAGGAAUUCAUGACAAAUUGAUACGUCUGAAUGUGGUCAGGCCGAUGAAAGUUAAAAUGCAUUGGCUUUUAAGUUUUGGCAUUCUUGUCCAUUUUAUAGCUUUCAAUAUGCGUACAAUGUACUGGAUUAUAAUUCAAUUAAGAUUCCCAAACAUGAUUAUAUUAACUCCGAUCGCUGGGUUGAUUUCAAAUAUUUGUGCAUGCGUUGCGUUUUAUGAAUACAUGUUACUUAUAUCAUACAUAAAGUGGAUGGUGUACAUAAUAAAUGAACAAAUUCCGAAAAAUAUAUCCACCAUUAGUACCUUCAGGGACUUGUAUUUGGAAGUUAUGGAAUGUUUGAACGAUAUAAAUAUAUCAAUAUACGGUUUGCCGGCCAUAGUGAGUUAUAUUGGAGCAAAUGUUGGUGUUAUCUUCGUACUAUUGUUCUAUAAAGUUAUAUUUGCUGAAAACUACGAAGUUAGAGAUGUUGGUCUUGUAACCAUCGAAAUUGUAACAAUAACUAUAAGAACAAUCAGUAUUAUACUUUUAUAUGGAAUUGGUCACGCCACGGAAAAAGAGAUAAACCGAAUGAGUCUUGUUUUACAACAACGGUCUAUAAUAGAAAGAAACCCUAGAAUAAAACGUCAGAUCAAAUUUUUUAUCCUACGAAAUUGUCACGAGCAGUUUCAUUUUAAGUUGUAUGGAAUAUUGGAGAUUAAUCCAACGCAACUACUUAUUUUAUCAAACAAAGCAUUUGCUUACUUAGUUAUUCAAAUUCUAUUCAAAUUGAAUAAAAAUAAAAAUCAAUAA
Molecule: messenger RNA, 1104 nt
Organism: Metopolophium dirhodum (rose-grain aphid)
Lineage: Eukaryota; Metazoa; Arthropoda; Insecta; Hemiptera; Aphididae
Exons: 5
Coding region: 1-1104 (367 amino acids)
Biological process (GO): sensory perception of taste
Cellular component (GO): membrane
Source: RefSeq, a predicted model, not a curated record